Molecule: messenger RNA, 423 nt
Organism: Elephantulus edwardii (Cape elephant shrew)
Lineage: Eukaryota; Metazoa; Chordata; Mammalia; Macroscelidea; Macroscelididae
Product: cytochrome c oxidase subunit 7A2, mitochondrial-like
Exons: 1
Coding region: 38-289 (83 amino acids)
Biological process (GO): mitochondrial respirasome assembly; mitochondrial electron transport, cytochrome c to oxygen; regulation of oxidative phosphorylation
Source: RefSeq, a predicted model, not a curated record
CAGUUGUCGCUGUUGGUGGGCAAAAAAUACAGCCAAGAUGCUGCGGAAUAUGCUGGCUCUUCGUCAAAUUACCCAGAGGACCAUAAGUGCUACUUCACGCAGACAGUUUGAAAAUAAAGUUCGAGAAAAACAAAAGCUGUUUCAGGAGGAUAAUGGAAUUCCAGUGUAUCUAAAGGGUGGGAUAGCUGAUGCCCUCCUGUAUAGAGCCACCAUGCUUCUUACAGUUGGCGGAACAGCAUAUGCCAUAUAUCAGAUGGCUGUGGCUUCGUUUCCCAAGAAGCAGGAUUGACUUCAAAUUAUCAUCCCAGCUCUGGCUUCAGUUUAAUUCCGUGCCCUAUGGACCAGUAAUCUGAUCAAAAGAGCUCUUCUUUGGGGAUCAGUAUUUAUUGACUUGCACUAACUGUCACCAAUAAAGCAGUCUUU